Messenger RNA from Caenorhabditis elegans, 837 nucleotides. It is a transcript of the gene nssp-35, whose product is annotated as Activin_recp domain-containing protein. NCBI's taxonomy places the organism in Eukaryota, Metazoa, Nematoda, Chromadorea, Rhabditida, Rhabditidae. The record is from RefSeq and is marked reviewed.
CUUCUUCUUCUUCUUCUUCCAAUUCACUUAUUUCUGUCAGUUUACGUACAAUGCAUCCAUCGAAUUGUCUUCUGGUACUUUCUGCCGUUCUCCUUCUCACUACAGUUUCCCACGUGGCAGCCGUUCGUUGUAAAUGCACAAAAGAGUCCGAAACGGUGACGUGUACAGAUGGUGUGUGCGAAACUGAAAAUGGAUCAUGUCUUAUGCUGGAUCAUCCAUCGAUGGGAAUUCAUUACACAUGUCACACGAGGGGUUUGAAAGACGGAAGCUGUCAUAACCGAACCUCAAAAAGCGGAGUCUCGGUGAAAAUUUGCGGUUGUAACGCUCCGGACUUUUGCAAUUUCUCCAUGUGGCCAGACAAAUCAGCUCAUCACCAUCACAAACACCAUCACAAGCAUCAUGACGAAGCUCAGGAAGAAUCAAUUAAUUCAGUUUCCCGAUAUUCUACUAUUUUCUCCUUAGCAGCUUCAUCUAUUCUUUAUUUUGUCCUCUAACUUCCUAAAUAGACGCUAAUUUUCUCUCUAGUCCCGGCUCGCCGGUGGAGCUCUGCUUCAUUUUGUGAUAAUUUUCCAAUUUUCCACUUUUUUCUGCAAAGUUAUUUUAAAAACCAAUUCUGACCUGUCUUCUCACAAUUCACUGUAAAAAAGGGUAUUUCUUUUCCAUAGGUUGGGUUUUGCCACGUGGCCGCGAAUGAGAAAACUUCGGCCACGGCGCAAAAGUUGGCCAGUGAUUCCAUGUGUUUAUAUUAUGCAAAUUUAUAAUUUGAUUAUUAUAAUAAUAAUUUUCUUGUAUUUUCUUUAAGAAAAACAAUAAAGUUUUUCGCUUUUUUGUGAAAAU